CUCCUGGACCUGCUGCUGGGGCUGGCGGGGGGGCUGCGGCACCGCCUCAACCACCGGGACCCCCCCGGCGACACCGGCGGCGACAGCGGCGGCGACAGCGGCGGCGACAGCGACAGCGACAAACACGUCCGGGAGUUUCUGAGCUGGGCCGAGCCGGUGGCCGCGCGAGUCCAGGAGCUGCAGCUGCAGCGCGGAGACUUCGAGAUCCUGAAGGUGAUCGGGAGAGGCGCCUUCAGCGAGGUGGCCGUGGUGAGGAUGAAGGAGAGCGGGCAGAUCUACGCCAUGAAAAUCAUGAACAAGUGGGACAUGCUGCGGAGGGGAGAGGUGUCGUGUUUCCGCGAGGAGCGGGAGGUGCUGGCGCGCGGGGACCGGCGCUGGAUCACGCGGCUGCACUUCGCCUUCCAGGACCCGCAGUGCCUGUACCUGGUGAUGGAGUACUACAUCGGCGGUGACCUCCUGACCCUGCUCAGCAAAUUUGGGGACCGGCUGCCGCUGGCCAUGGCGCGCUUCUACCUGGCCGAGCUGGUGAUGGCCAUCGACUCCGUUCAUCGACUGGGAUACGUGCACAGGGACAUCAAACCCGACAACAUCCUGCUGGACCGCUGGGGACACGUCCGGCUCGGGGACUUCGGGUCCUGCCUGCGCCUGGGGCCGGAUGGCACCGUGCGCUCCUCGGUGGCCGUGGGCACCCCCGAUUACCUGUCCCCCGAGAUGCUCCUCGCCGUCGAGGACCCCUCUCGCUCGUACGGCCCCGAGUGUGACUGGUGGGCGCUGGGGGUCCUGGCCUACGAGAUGUUCUACGGGCGGCCCCCGUUCUUCGCCGACAGCGUCCUCGAGACCUACGCCAAGAUCCUGCACUUCCAGGACCACCUCCACCUGCCCGAGGACGACCGCGGGGUCCCCGCGGCCGCGCGCGCUCUGGUUCGGGGCCUGCUGUGCGCGCCGGGCGCGCGCCUGGGCCGCGGGGGCGCGCGCGAUUUCCGCGCCCUUCCGCUGUUCGCGGGAAUGCGCUGGCGCGCGCUCCGCCGCUGCCCCGCCCCCUUCGCGCCCAGCGCCGCCGGCGCCGCCGACACCUCCAACUUCGACGUGCUGGACGAUUGUCUGAGCCAGCAGGAGCUGCUGGGGGAGCCCGGGGACCCCCCCGAGCUGGGGCUGCACCUCCCGUUCGUGGGGUACUCGUACGCUCGGGGGGACACAGAGGAUGAGGAGGAAGAGGAGGAAGAUGAGGAUGAGGAUGAGGAUGAGGAGUGGGACCAGGACACGGCCAUGGAGCUGGAGGGGGAGUGGGGGACCCCCCCCGAGUCGGGGACCCCCCCGGGCACCGCCACCCCCUUGGCCGUGGGGACCCCCCCGCGAAGGGGGACGCAGACGCGGUUCCCGCAGGUGGCGGCGGCGAUCCCGGCGGUCCCGGCGGUCCCGGUUGCGGUCCCGGCUGUCCCGGUCGCUGUCCCGGUCCCGGAGGCGGUGCCGGUGUCGGUCCCGGUGCCGGUGUCGGUCCCGGAGCUCCGGGAGGCGCUGGCCCAGGAGCGGCGCGGGCGGGAGGCGCUGGAGCGGGAGCUCGGGAAACUGCGGGCGGCGGGACAGGGGCUGGCCCGGCGCCUGCAGGAGGCCGAGAGCCGCAACCUGGAACUGGAAGCGAAACUGCGGCGGCUGCAGAGUGACCCCCCCGGGCCCGGCCCGCCCCCUCCCCAAGGAGGCGCGGAGCAGCCCCCCCCCAUGGCCCCCCCCGCGGAGGUG
This is a messenger RNA of Catharus ustulatus (Swainson's thrush), 1737 nucleotides long. Its product is annotated as myotonin-protein kinase-like. The annotation marks the transcript as partial. Gene Ontology annotation, biological process: peptidyl-threonine phosphorylation; actomyosin structure organization. The record is from RefSeq and is a predicted model, not a curated record. NCBI's taxonomy places the organism in Eukaryota, Metazoa, Chordata, Aves, Passeriformes, Turdidae. Gene Ontology annotation, cellular component: cytoplasm; cytoskeleton. Gene Ontology annotation, molecular function: ATP binding; protein serine/threonine kinase activity. The transcript has 14 exons.